CGAGUGUCGACGUUUGAGUGGACGCGCGGCCGACGACAUAAAAGGGAGAUCGCGCGAGCGGCGGGCGCACAGUCGCGCACCGUCUAUCCGCCGGUACGGAGCGGAACGCGCGAACGGCACGCAGCAUAUACACGGUUACGUUCGAAAUCCAUUCUAUUCGACGUCCCCGGCACUUUAACCCGCGGGGAAGCAACAGUUAUGCCCUCGAGGACCGUUGUCGCACCGUUGGCCAUCGACUCGCCACGCUGUUGAAUCGCACUCGUCGCGCGUCCGCCCGCGGUGAAUUGUGCUGGUUGGUUGCGUUUUUUCUUUUUGUGUGCAAAACGUGAUUCGUGGUCUGUACAGAAGACAGUAAAAUUCAACCAAAGGAUAUAAAGGAUUUUAAAAUUAUUGAAAUUACGCAUGGCGUAUGGCUUACCCUAUGGCAUGGCAUCGCGAAACUUCGCAUUGUGCACUCUUAUUGUCGCCUUCCUCCACACCAGUCUCGGACAAACGCCGCCCAAGUCCGAGGUCCUGCCCGAAUUUCUGGCGCUCUUGGAAAAUCACACGGUCACUCAAGGUCGCGACGUCUCCUUCACCUGCGUCGUUAAUCAUCUCCAGUCUUACAAGGUCGCCUGGAUAAAGUCGGAUUCGCGUGCGAUUUUGGCCAUUCACACGCACAUGGUGGCGCACAACCCACGCUUGUCCGUCACUCACAACGGCCAUAACACAUGGAAGCUGCACGUGACUAACGUUCAGCCGAACGACUCCGGCACGUACAUGUGUCAAGUUAAUACGGAUCCUAUGAGGAGCCAGACCGGCCACAUGAAGGUCGUGAUACCGCCCGAUAUUAUGGACCUAGACAACACCGCGGAUAUGCUGACCACCAAGGAAAACGGGGAUCUGCUGUUGCGGUGUCGAGCUACCGGCAAUCCGGAACCGGUGGUGAUCUGGCGACGGGAAGAUGGCCGGAACAUCACCCUGAGGAACGAGAACACCGUCGAGCGAACAGCGCGUACGUUUGAGGGCGAACAACUUCACCUGCGGGGCAUUCAGCGACAGGAGAUGGGAUCUUAUCUCUGUAUCGCGUCGAACGGAGUGCCGCCGUCGGUCAGCAAGAGAUAUUACGUCAACGUCCGCUUCAAACCGCUGAUUAAAGUCUCAAACCAGUUAGUAGCUGCGCCCGUCGACAGCGACGUCCUCCUCCAGUGCUACGUAGAGUCCUCGCCGAAGGCUCUCAACACGUGGUACAGAAAUAAUGGAGUCAAAAUACUCGAGGGCGAGAAGCACGACACAUCGGAAGUAGCCAUCAACGACUAUGCAUAUCAGCUAAAUCUUACUGUUAGACGCCUCGACAAAUCUGAUUUCGGCGCUUACACGUGCUCCGCCGAAAACGCUUUCGGCAAAACGGAAGGGUCCAUAAGACUACAAGAGCUGCAGAUGGCCAAACCAACGACAGUCUCCACGCGGAACACCGAGGUGAUCGAGAAGCAUACCUGGCGGAAGCAGGCGGAGAAGAAGGGGAAGAAACCCUCGUACGCGCUCGACAAAGAGUCGGAUGCGAUCCCCAAGAACGUGGGUCACACUACGCCGACGUCCAAGCGGAAUUCGUCCAGCUCAUUACCGAAUAACGCGAACAAGUCGAGGAGCUCCGUGUUUCCAGCGCCGGCACCGGCCCCGGCGCACUCGGCGCCGACGCAACUGGACGCCCAGAACGGCGUCAAAUCAUUACGCGAGUCGCGAUUGUGUCACGUCGGCCUCGCCAUGAUCGUCCUGGUGAUUUUAACACGCGAUUGAAACGAAGAGCAAAACUUUCUACGCGACGGCGAGGUCGUUUUUAGUUACAAUCAAGUCGGAUCGUUCGUCGUGAUCGUCGAAAGGCACACACACGCGCGCGCGGAGUGAGACUACGUGUAACCGAUGUUAAAGUAAUUUUUCUUGCCAUAUUUUUGUUUAGGUGUCAAAAGAAUUGUGACGGGGAUGCCGAGGACAUUGCUACUUUACUGUAUAUAAUGAGACAUUUUUAUGACAAUAAAUGUAGUUACGUCUGGAAAGUAAAAAUGGAGAACACGAAAAAGUAUCCGAGUGGUAGAUGAACAUUGUUAAAAACACGCGCUUGUAACUACCAUCAUUAUACACAGUGCAUUUCAAAUGUAUAUUAAUUUCUCAGAAGGUGACGCGUGUCAUUAUUUCUUCUGUUUGGAUAAAAGAACACCAUUUUACAUAUUUUCAAAUAGUAGGCAUUAUUAAGCGUAAGAAGAUUUAGAGGAGUCGUCUCGUUCGUGUAAUCGUUGCACGGAAUUAAUAGAUAAGCAUAUACAUCGACAGAGCAAAUAAAGUGGGGUCCAUACUGAGAAAAAAAAAACCAGCUAAAUUUCAAAUUCGUUGUUCUUUAGAAACCGAUUGAAUUAAAUUCACUCGUCUCUAGGAACAGCCGUAUUUAACUCUACGAGAAUUGUGACAUGUAUAUAUGUAUGACAAUAAAUGUUGUUUCUACUAUCA
Molecule: messenger RNA, 2481 nt
Organism: Monomorium pharaonis (pharaoh ant)
Lineage: Eukaryota; Metazoa; Arthropoda; Insecta; Hymenoptera; Formicidae
Product: lachesin
Exons: 11
Coding region: 403-1776 (457 amino acids)
Cellular component (GO): neuron projection
Source: RefSeq, a predicted model, not a curated record